Molecule: messenger RNA, 2571 nt
Organism: Macadamia integrifolia
Lineage: Eukaryota; Viridiplantae; Streptophyta; Magnoliopsida; Proteales; Proteaceae
Product: filament-like plant protein
Exons: 5
Coding region: 371-2467 (698 amino acids)
Source: RefSeq, a predicted model, not a curated record
ACAGUAAAGGCCGUGACACACAGGUAGAGGUGAGACGACUGGGGCGCGAGCGAGAGAGAGAGAGAGAGAGAGAGAGAGUUCUUCUCUGCAACAGUGCAACUUAUUUAUAUUUCUAUUUGUCCAAAUUUAGUAAUUAAUUAAUUAAAGUGCAGAAGAGGGAUCAGUUCUCCAUGGGCGGGAACAAGAGCACCACCAUUUGAAAAAGAAAGCAAAGCUGAAAAUGCGCUUUUUAAGACCUCCUUCCAGUUCAUGCACAUGGUCUUCUUCUCCUCUUGUGCUGGUUUGAAAGUUAGAAAACCCAGAAAACGAAGGCAGAUGCUGUUUCUUCUGUGAAGCUUUUGUCGUGUUUUGGUGGAUUCUGGAUUGAUAGAUGGACCGCAGAAGUUGGCUAUGGAGGCGAAAGAAUUCGGAGAAGAGCCCAGGAGAAACUGAAAGCUCAGGAUCAAUAUCCUCUCAUUCUGAAAGAUUAUCUGAUGAGCAGAUCCAGGACACAUCAAGGGGAUCUCCAAAUCAUAGUACUCAAUCACCAGAGGUCACAUCCAAAGUCUCCGUCAAUGGUGGAGAUGUUAAUUAUGAUGUGAAGAGUUUGAAAGAGAAACUAUCAGCUGCACUUUUGAACAUCAGUGCCAAAGAGGACUUGGUGAAACAGCACGCUAAAGUUGCAGAAGAGGCUGUUUCAGGCUGGGAGAAGGCAGAAACUGAAGCGGUAGCUUUGAAGCAACAACUAGAAGCUGCUUCACAGAAGAACUCAGCCCUUGAGGAUCGGGUAGGCCAUCUUGAUGGUGCCCUCAAGGAGUGUGUCAGGCAGCUCCGUCAGGCCAGAGAAGAACAAGAGCUGAAGAUCCAUGAAGCUGUUGUCAAGCAAACCCGUGAAUGGGAGUCUGCAAAGUUUGAGCUUGAGAGCCAGCUCAUUGAGCUCCAGAUCCAAGUUGAAGCUGCAAAAGCUGGAUCUUCUGUAAAUCCUGAUCUCCGCCUGAGGCUUGAGGCUGCAGAGAAAGAAAAUGCUUCCCUCAAGCAGGAGCUUCUUGCUCGAGUCGAGGAGCUAGAAGUUACGACUCUGGAAAGAGACCUAAGUACCCAAGCAGCAGAAACUGCAAGCAAGCAACAUUUGGAGGGUAUAAAGAAGUUGGCUAAGCUUGAGGCUGAGUGUCGCAGACUAAGAGCUACAUCUCAGAAGGCAUCCUCUGUGACUGAUCACAAGUCUGCUGCUGCCUCUUCAGUUUAUGUUGAAUCACUGACGGAUAGCCAGUCAGACAGUGGGGAGAGAUUACUCACAGUGGAGGCUGAUUCGCGCAAAAUGAGUAAUUCAGAGCCGAAUGAGUGUGAGCCAAGCUGUUCAGAUUCAUGGGCAUCAGCUCUAAUAUCGGAGCUUGAUCAAUUCAAGAAUGACAAGGCCAUUGGUAGGAACCCCAUAGCCUCUUCUGUAGAAAUUGAUCUCAUGGAUGAUUUCCUUGAGAUGGAGAGGCUUGCCUCCCUGCCAGAGAUGGAGAGUACAAGCCACGGCCUCGAGUUGGGAGCUGUUUCAGAACAACGACUUGGUGUAGAAAACACAUUAAAGGCUGAACUUGAGGCAAUGAUUCAGAGGACGGCUGACUUGGAAGAGAAGUUAGAGACGAUGGAAGCAGAGAAAGAGGUGCUCAAUGCAGCUUUGGCCGAGAGUCAAAGUCGACUUGAGAUAUCACAAGGUCAACUAAGGGAAUCUGAGGAGAAGUUGAUGGAGCUGCACAGGCAGCUAGAUCUAGCCAAGGAAUUGAAGCAAGCGUCUGAGAUAGAAGCUGAGGAAAAGUUGAUGGAGCUGCACAGGCAGCUAGAUCUAGCCAAGGAAUUGAAGCAAGCGUCUAAGAUAGAAGCAGAUGCUGCCAAUGCAAAGAGAGAAGAAGUGGAGGCACAGCUUGUAACUGUGGAUGUAGAGGUCCAUACUUUGCAUGCAAAGGUAGAUUCAUUAGAAGCAGAGCUCGAGAAGGAGUAUGCUUUGUCGUCUGAACUUAAAGCUAAAUGUCAGAAAUCAGAGGAUGAGCUAUCAAGAAAGAGACGUGAAGCUGAGCUAUGGCAAACGGUGAGCUCCAAUGGCGAGUUGAAGAUCAAGCAGGAGAAGGAGCUGGCCGUAGCAGCAGGAAAGCUAGUGGAGUGUCAGAAAACCAUCGCAUCUCUUGGACAACAGUUGAAAUCAUUAGCUACGCUGGAAGACUUCCUAAUUGACAAUGAGAAGCCAGCGGAACUUAGAAUAGGAGGAUCACCCAUACCUAGAGGUGGGGAGCCAUGGAAAUUAUAUUCAAAUGAUGCUUGUCUAGCCAAAAGUGAAGCUGAUUCUUCAAAACUAGUUGGUGAUGGCUCUGGUCCUAUGAAUGGUAAAAAUGGGGAAUCACCACCAUUGUCUGUAUCAUCUUCAUCAGCCUUAUCACUCCUGAGAAAAACCGAAAUGGGUUUGGGACAUUGUUCUGUCGGAGUAAAAGUAAUACCCAUGUAGAAAACCAGUGAAAAGAAAGAAAAGAAAACAGAGAUUCUUGUAAAAGAGAGGAUUAUUGUGUUUUAUUUAAUGAUAUUGUCAAUUAAUUGACAGUUAUAUUUACA